Messenger RNA from Laccaria bicolor S238N-H82, 903 nucleotides. Its product is annotated as glycoside hydrolase family 72 protein. Gene Ontology annotation, molecular function: 1,3-beta-glucanosyltransferase activity. Bases 1 to 903 code for a protein of 300 amino acids. Gene Ontology annotation, biological process: fungal-type cell wall (1->3)-beta-D-glucan biosynthetic process. NCBI's taxonomy places the organism in Eukaryota, Fungi, Basidiomycota, Agaricomycetes, Agaricales, Hydnangiaceae. Gene Ontology annotation, cellular component: fungal-type cell wall; cytoplasm. The transcript is spliced from 3 exons. The record is from RefSeq and is a predicted model, not a curated record.
AUGAUCACCUUCCAGGUCGAAUCGUUCAAGAUCCAGACAAGGAAGUGUAGUAGUGGUGACACGUUUUGUUCUCACUCGAGCCUUCUUGCACCGAACCCACACUUUUUCCCUCAACAUGAAGUCGUUCGGGGAUCCUGCCCUCAUUUCCUCGUCCUAAUCCCCUCCUGGCGUACAACGUGGACGCUGUUUUACAAGUCUCUCGCACAGGCCGAUCCCUCCAUACAGCGCGGACGGAUCAAGGUCUUAUAUCAAGCGUGUAGCGUGCCAACGACAAGUUCGCCUGUGUGGUCUACCUACCUUUUGGAUCAAUACCUCGUUACCAUCGACGCCUACAGCAAGUACGACAACGUCCUGGCAUUCAAUUCAACGUCGGAAACGGGUUCAUCAACAGCUCAUCCAACACACCAACGUCGCUCCUUUCGUAAAAGCAGCUUCUUGAGACCUCAAGCUCAAGGCCUAGCUGUAAUCCAUUCCGUUCUUUUCCUUCGCGUCCCUCUCACAUUCUCCCCCAUCAGCACCGCCAAAAAGUCCAAUUUUCUCAUCGGCUACGCAGCCAUCGACGGCGCGGACAACUUCCCAGACUGGGUAAUUCCUCAAACACCAACUCUGGGUCAACCGGGAUCGACCGGGAUCGACCUCUGUAACCUCAACAACUACGAGUGGUGCGGCAAUUCCACCUUCGCAGGCUCCUACCCCGACACCAAAAACAACUUCGCCGGGUACAACGUCGCAGCCUACUUUUCUGAGUAUGGCUGUGUCCCUCCCCGGUGCCCGCCCCUGGUUAGAAGUGGGCGCCCUUUUCUCAUCCAACGUGUCUCCCGUCUGGUAUGGGGCAUCGCCUUCUCCUAUUUUUCCAGCAGCCAGCGCAGGAGGUCAAUUCGGCAUAAUCACAUUGUCAUCUGA